UUGUGUAUGAGUGCACUCCGGAUAUGUAUACUUCAGUUUAGUCUCAUUGCGAGAAAAGAAGAAAAAGGAAAAUCAGUUUCAUGCGUUUUGUCCUUUGGUUAAACCUGCAGGGUGAGACUUUGUUCAGUAGUGGGAAGAAUUUCAAUUCAGUAUCUGCAUGGGACUAAAUCCUUUUAGAGUUAGACAAACAUUUCAAUCCAAGGUUUUGCAUGUGGCACUAGUAUAAUAUACGUUGUAGAAUAAGUUCAAAUUGAAAAGGGAUGCCUUUUUAUGCUUUUCACCCCCUUAGCUGUUAAUAUAUCUUUUGGUCUGUUGAUCAGAACUGUGACCAGAAUUGCAGUGAGUUAGGUGUGAAGUUUAUAGCAUUGGUUGUGUGGAUAUGAUGAUUCUCAUUAUGUGGGAAGCAUAAUUUUGAAACUGAGUAUUUUCCUAAUGGUGUAUACUGUUAAUAUACCUUUUGGUCUGUUGAUCAGGACUGUGUCCAGAAUUGCAGCGAGUUAGUUGUGAAGUUUAUAGCAUUGGUUGUGUGGAUAUGAUGAUUCUCAUCAUGUGGGAAUCAAAAUUUUCAAACUGAGUAUUUCCCUAAUGGUGUAUAUUUGUCAAUCCAUUAAUCUUUGUCACACUUUUAAAAGUUUUGCAUUGAAUAUUGAUCAUAACAAGUGGUUAUGAGACAGAUUGCUGGUCCUUCUGGGCAAAUGAAUUGGAUUAGAGAUGGGCCAAAGUGUUUAGGUGCCAGGAAUAUUACUGAGGCUAUAGAUAGCAGAUAUUAUGCAUGCAGAAUUCAUACCGCUUGCUCUGCCAAACUUUUGAUUCUGGAAUGGCUGAGGGCUGUCGCCAUGAGAGGAUCAACUUGUUGGCCUACAGCCCACUUGCAAUGGGUAUACUUUCAGGGAAGUAUUUUGGCUUCUAAUGGUGGUCCUCCUAAUACCCAGGUUAAAUCUUUUUCAGGAGGGAGGUAUUCAGAAGGUGAAUCCCGAUACAACCUGACCAGAAGCACAUUAAAAGCAGCUACAAUGGACACCUAUGAAGAAGGAUAUUGAAAGAUAUUCCAAAAGUACAAAGUUAUAUUGAAUUUAUACGGAAAUUCAAUGAUUUGCUUUUGCUAAUUGUUUGAUUUGAGCAUGUUGCCUCAUUCUUUUUGGUCCAUGUUUUCCCUUUCUGUCUCAAGAACUGAAAAUGAAUUAACAAUGGAAGCGGCAAAGAUUUGGACUUUUUUUUUUUUUUUUUUUUGCCGAGGGAAUUAAGAAUUUGAUGAUGUUUCUACGGGCAAUUUGCUAUAUCUGGUGUCAGUGUCACGCCAACUAGAGCUAUCGAAUCUGGGUUGGGAUUCGAAGUAAUCAGCUUGGUAUUUAAUGGGCAAUUUGGUACGGAAGGACGACAGGAUAGGAGAAGUACAAUGACCAUCAACUCUCGUACUGUGACAGAACUCGGCUUUUCCGCAUCUAUAUACAAGCAAAAAAAACAAAGAGGAAAGCAAUAAAAUUCUAAACGAACAAUGCACACACACAUCCCCCUUGCAUCACGGAUUUACGGACAUCUCUAACGUUUGACUCUUUUUUUGGUUUUUUGGUUAUCGAAAUAGGGACUACAAAUCCGCCCUCCAGCGUUAGGCCUCCGCUUAUUUCACAUUCUCAAUAUGUAUGAAAAAAUCAUUUAAUUUUCUUAAAACCACCAAAAAAUAGAAGAAAAAAGACAGGGUCCCGACCAACAAUCUGGGCCCCACCAUUGAGCUCCGAUCUCGAGUUCUUUAGCGUUUGGUUAA
Molecule: messenger RNA, 1762 nt
Organism: Durio zibethinus
Lineage: Eukaryota; Viridiplantae; Streptophyta; Magnoliopsida; Malvales; Malvaceae
Source: RefSeq, a predicted model, not a curated record